Messenger RNA from Mya arenaria, 461 nucleotides. RefSeq lists its product as uncharacterized. The transcript has 4 exons. The coding region runs from base 36 to 461 and encodes 141 amino acids. NCBI's taxonomy places the organism in Eukaryota, Metazoa, Mollusca, Bivalvia, Myida, Myidae. The record is from RefSeq and is a predicted model, not a curated record.
CUAGGGUCUCAUUGUUGAUUUAAUAUCAGGACAAAAUGCUUAAGCUUAAGAUAAUAUUUUUAUUUUCAUGGUUUCUAUGUUAUGUGUGUGAUUUUAAUUCCGUUGAUUCUGCAAUAUAUAUGCCAAAUGCAGUCAAAGGCGGAUUAAGCUUCCGGAAUUGUAACAGCACGCCUGUACCCCUCACCUUUGAGCAUGUUGACAUUCAACCCGACCCCGUGCAAAUGGACCUUGGCUACGUCAAUCUCAGUAUGAAUGCAACACUCACGAAGAUGAUUGGUAAUUCGAGCAAGGUUGAUGCCAGUUUGAGCAUACGACUGAAGACAGAGCACGGUGAAACGGAGCUUUGCUAUAUUCUUGGAGAGAAAUGUUACUUUUCUGACGUUUGCCACUGGUCAAGUCAACGCUCAACGUCCCAACGUGACUAUUGCAGUAUUUUCUGGAACCUUACCGAGGACUAUUGA